Messenger RNA from Acanthosepion pharaonis, 462 nucleotides. NCBI's taxonomy places the organism in Eukaryota, Metazoa, Mollusca, Cephalopoda, Sepiida, Sepiidae. The record is from the annotation of a GenBank genome assembly.
AUGUUUAAUCGGAGAGCCGGGUUCCAAAUCCACGCGUUUAUUCUCUCCACCCCAGUUAAUUUCUUCCAAGGAUGGAUAAACCGUAAAAAAUCGAAUCAAUCAAUGAAUUAUCAUUAUUAUUUAGAAAUUCUUCCAAAUUAUACAAGGAAAUUAUUUCAUUUAAAUGCUGGCAUCUAUCUAUCUAUCUAUCUAUCUAUCUAUCUAUCUAUCUAUCUAUCUGAAUGUAUUCAUUAUCUAUCUAUCUAUCUAUCUAUCUAUCUGAAUGUAUUCAUUAUCUAUCUAUCUAUCUAUCUAUCUAUCUAUCUAUCUGAAUGUAUUCAUUAUCUAUCUAUCUAUCUAUCUAUCUAUCUGAAUAUUUUUCCUAUCAAAAUGCUAUUCAUUUCUAUCUAUCUAUCUAUCUAUCUAUCUAUCUAUCUAUCUAUCUAUUACUGUUUCUAUCUAUCUGCUUUUCUUUGGCCGUAA